Molecule: messenger RNA, 1173 nt
Organism: Plasmodium gaboni
Lineage: Eukaryota; Apicomplexa; Aconoidasida; Haemosporida; Plasmodiidae
Product: putative EMP1-like protein
Exons: 1
Source: RefSeq, a predicted model, not a curated record
UGGAGAAGUCCCAUUAGAAGUAAACGCCAUGUUGACGAUAUGAUUCGAAUAUUAGAAAUGUCCCAAAACGAUUAUAACAUACCUACAGAGAAAUCAUCCAACCGCUAUAUCCCAUAUGGUAGUAAAUAUAAAGGCAAAACAUACAUAUAUGUAGAAGGAGAAGAACCAGAUGAUUAUAUUGGUAAUAUAUCUUCCUCUGAUAUUACUUCGUCAUCAGAAAGUGAGUAUGAAGAACUGGAUAUAAAUGAUAUAUAUCCAUAUAAAUCUCCAAAAUAUAAAACUCUGAUCGAGGUAGUACUAAAACCAAGCAACAAAACAUAUGAUGCAGAAAAUAUACAUAUUAAUAAUAAUAUGGAGGAUAGUAUUGAUACACCCAACAAUAAACUUACGGAUAAUGAAUGGAAUGAAUUAAAACACGAUUUUAUUUUGAACAUGUUACAAACUGAUAAUAUGGAUUUACCUAAUGAAAAUCUUAGUGGAAACACUACAUAUAGCCCACCCAAUACUGUGGAUAGUAGUAUGGAAGAAAAACCUUUUAUUACAUCUAUCCAAGAUAGAAAAUUACAUAGUGAUAGCGAUGUUUUUAGUUAUAAUAUUGUUUGGAAUGUUCCAAAAAAUAUUAGCUCUAAUAGUACAGAUGAUUCAAAAUAUUUUUCAAGUGAUCAAUAUACUGGAAUUUAUUUAAUAAAUGAUUCGUUAAAUGGGAAUAAUAAUGUUGAUAUUUAUGAUGAGUUGCUCAAAAGAAAAGAAAAUGAACUAUUUGGAACAAAACAUACAAAAAAUACAUCAACAAAUAGUGAUCCUAUAAGUAAUCAAAUAGAUUUGUUUCAUAAAUGGUUAGAUAGACAUAGAGAUAUGUGUAACAAAAGGAAUAAUAAGGAAGAAAUGUUGAACCAAUUGAAUGAUGAGUGGAAUAAAGAAAAUAAAGAGCAUUUAUUGUAUACAUCAACUAAUGAUUAUAUUAAUAGAAUUAACGAUGAAAAUUAUAAUAUGAUUAGUACAAACACACAUGAUGGUAAUGAUAUAACAUUUCUUGAACAUCUUGCAUCUACAAAUAUUCCUCCUAAUGAUCUUACAACGCAAAAUAAUGGUUCUCAAACAAAAUACUUACGCACAAAUGUAUCUAUAAAUAUACAUUUUGAUGAAAAUAAAAAAAAUAAUAAUGUGUUAACC